AUGGAAUGCUCAGUUGGACUUGGUGAUUUUGAAGUAUCAGUCAAAAGUUCAAGCUUAACAUACACUGACGAUUAUCAAGUACUAAUAUGUAAGUGCAAUUCAAAAAGGCAAAGGGUUGUGGCCUUGGCUCUUCCUAAUUUGCAUCUUCAAGGCACAAUUUCCCCGUCUUUAGCCAAUUUGUCCUUUCUCAGUGUGCUCAAUCUCGAGAACAACUUAUUCAAUGGUGGCAUCCCUUACGAACUUGGCCACUUACCUCGCUUGCGAGUGAUUGAUAUUCAAAAUAAUCAGCUCCAAGGAAGUAUUCCAUCAAGUCUAUUUCAACACCGGAGAGUUUAG
Messenger RNA from Solanum verrucosum, 336 nucleotides. Its product is annotated as LRR receptor-like serine/threonine-protein kinase EFR. Lineage: Eukaryota; Viridiplantae; Streptophyta; Magnoliopsida; Solanales; Solanaceae. Bases 1 to 336 code for a protein of 111 amino acids. Gene Ontology annotation, molecular function: receptor serine/threonine kinase binding. The transcript is spliced from 3 exons. The record is from RefSeq and is a predicted model, not a curated record.